Molecule: messenger RNA, 10839 nt
Organism: Hipposideros armiger (great roundleaf bat)
Lineage: Eukaryota; Metazoa; Chordata; Mammalia; Chiroptera; Hipposideridae
Gene: METTL16
Product: methyltransferase 16, RNA N6-adenosine
Exons: 10
Coding region: 125-1804 (559 amino acids)
Biological process (GO): rRNA base methylation
Cellular component (GO): nucleus
Molecular function (GO): 23S rRNA (adenine(1618)-N(6))-methyltransferase activity
Source: RefSeq, a predicted model, not a curated record
GAUGGCGGCGCGCUGGGAGCGUAACAUUUGCGUUUCUAGGAGCUUAGCACCGAGGUUGGCUUAAGACACUGGGUUUAGAGGCCCACUCCAGACUGGUCGUCAGGCGGGAACUUGGACCUCAGAGAUGGCUCUGAGUAAAUCAAUGCAUGCAAGAAAUAGAUACAAGGACAAACCUCCUGACUUUGCAUAUCUGGCAUCCAAAUAUCCAGAUUUUAAGCAGCAUAUUCAGAUAAAUCUGAAUGGAAGAGUGAGUCUUAAUUUUAAAGACCCUGAAGCAGUCAGAGCUCUGACUUGUACUCUCCUAAAGGAAGAUUUUGGACUUUCUAUUGAUAUUCCGUUGGAGAGACUAAUUCCCACAGUUCCCUUGAGGCUCAACUAUAUUCAUUGGGUGGAAGAUCUGAUUGGUCAUCAGGACUCUGACAAAAGUAUUCUCCGAAGAGGAAUUGACAUAGGUACUGGGGCAUCCUGCAUCUAUCCUUUACUUGGAAGUACCUUAAAUGGCUGGUAUUUCCUUGCAACAGAAGUAGAUGAUAUGUGCUUCAACUAUGCAAAGAAAAAUGUGGAACAGAAUAACUUAUCUGAUCUUAUAAAAGUGGUAAAAGUACCACAGAAGACGCUCCUGAUGGAUGCUCUUAAAGAAGAAUCUGAGAUAAUCUAUGACUUUUGCAUGUGCAAUCCUCCCUUUUUUGCCAAUCAAUUGGAAGCCAAGGGAGUAAAUUCUCGAAAUCCUCGAAGACCUCCACCUAGUUCUGUAAACACAGGAGGUAUCACAGAGAUCAUGGCAGAAGGAGGUGAAUUAGAGUUUGUUAAAAGAAUUAUCCAUGACAGUUUACAACUUAAAAAAAGAUUAAGGUGGUACAGCUGUAUGCUGGGAAAGAAAUGCAGCCUUGCUCCUCUGAAGGAAGAACUUCGCAUCCAAGGGGUUCCUAAAGUCACCUACACUGAAUUCUGUCAAGGUCGAACAAUGAGAUGGGCCUUAGCUUGGAGCUUUUAUGAUGAUGUAACAGUACCAUCACCACCAAGUAAGCGAAGAAAAUUAGAGAAGCCAAGGAAACCCAUUACAUUUGUGGUGCUGGAGUCUGUGAUGAAAGAAUUAUCCCUCAAAGCAUCGCCUCUGGGCUCUGAGACAGUGGAAGGCAUAGUAGUUGUGACGACAUGGAUUGAAAAAAUUCUCACCGAUCUGAAGGUUGAGCAUAAACGAGUUCCCUGUGGAAAAGGGGAAGUUAGCCUUUUCCUAACAGCCGUAGAAAACUCCUGGAUUCAUUUAAGGAGAAAGAAAAGAGAACGAGUGAGACAGUUGAGAGAAGUUCCCCGUGCUCCUGAGGACGUCAUCCAAGCCUUGGAAGAGAAAAGGUUCACUCCCAAAGAGCCUGGCCCAGACCUGGCCCCAGGCCCCCAGGAAAGUGCCCUGUGCGGGCCUGCUCUGUGGGAAGGCGAGUCUGGUACUGUUGAGGGCUUUGGCCCAAACCAGGACUCGCUUUCCCAGGAAGAAAACCCAGAACCUAUGGAAGAUGAAAGGAGUGAGGAAAAGGGAGAGAUGGAGGUUUUGGAAAGUUGUAAAGGCUCUAGCAAUGGAGCCGAGGACCGAGAGGCUUCUGAGCAGUUCAGCCCUCCAGUGUCUGAAAAAGGGAACCAUCUCCAAGGAGUGGCCGGACAUUACCUAUUCAAGUGUCUGAUAAACGUUAAGAAGGAGGUAGAUGACGCCUUGGUUGAAAUGCAUUGGGUCGAGGGCCAGAACAGGGAUUUGAUGAACCAGCUUUGUACCUAUAUACGUAACCAAAUUUUCAGGCUUGUUGCCAGUUAACUCCAGACUUCUUGCACGGUUGGGAAGUUCUGUAAAGCAGCUUGCUGUGGAGUGGCAAGAGGAAUUCUGCCAUUGGUAGUGUUAUUAGAAAUUAUCUUUAAAAAUCAAAACAAAUUAAUCCAUUUUUAAACCUCCCCCCCCCUUUUUUUUUUAAAGUCACAGGGCAUUGUAGUAUGGUAGUUCAAGAGGAAGAAUUGUGGGUAUCAGCAUCAGCAGAAAGCCAUCAGAAAACUCAUAAGGGAUUUAAACCUGACUUAAAGUGAUCACCUUAGCUUUAGACUGCUUCUCUGAGGCCAAAAGGAUUAUUUUUGGAAUCUGGUUUGGGCCAGAACUAUACACAGCCUCGUGCUUUCUCUGUCACUCACGGUUGCUUCUGGAGGAGAGGUAGUUUUCUCAUUUCCCCACAUGGAGGUAGUUGGGCCCUGUACCCUCUUCUACGGUUGCCUUGAAGACCGAAGACUCUCUCUGGGUACAUAAGCUUGAUUACUCCUCUGUCAGUCCUGAGGAAAGAACUGGCCUGAUGGGAGGUGGUGGGAAUGUCGGAGAGAGAUAACUAGCAGUGCCAGAAGAAGGGCUGGUCUGGGGAGUGCCUGGAACCUUCACAUUCCCAACUCAUGGCUGUUUUGAUGUUGCUCAUUUCAGAAACAGAAUUAGGUAAGCAAAACUCCCAGAUGUAACUGAGAGACACAACAGAAGGAAGCCAUACCCCUACCUCCAACCUGUUGAAAGUACUGUUUUGUAGCAGUUUUACUAGUGUGUUACAUGUGAAGUGGAACUUUUGUUUUUAAUAUAAGAGUAUUCAGAAUUGAAAACUGUUGAUCGUAUUUGAACCCCCCUGUGAUUGGGGAAAAUAUUUUCUUGGCUUUGAAUGGGUAAAUGAUUAUAGAAAUAGGAAAUGCAGUGAGAUAGUUAUAUGUAGUAGGUUGCUUAAGAAAUUCUCAUUACUGGCAUAUAAGUUGUAGCUGAUCAAAUACUUCUUUUUGUGGGUUCCUUUGUUAUCCCCUCUGUGCUUACCUGUUAGCAUAGGAGAGCUCUGAGGCCAGGGUAAUCGUGUUCUUAAAACAUGUUUCUAAUUUGAGUGUCAGGGCUCUGCAGAAUGCCUCUGGAAAAGGAGUCUCUCUCUCUUUUUUGUUGUUGUUUUCAUGGUAUUUCGGUUACCCUCUGCUGUGCUUGACUUUCACAGCCUGAUUUUAUACCAGCAGCUUAGGGUUCUUUCUAGACUGAAAUUUUUGAGGAUGGUGCCAGAACUCCUUGUUAUCUGCAAGGAAGACGGGCUGAGUAACUAAGCCAUACUUGUGAAAGGUGGCUAUUGGUUAGGGCAGAGUACUGAUGACCUUGGCAUAUUUUGGCAGCAGCAAGACCAGGCCCUCAGCAAAGAAACAGGAAACGAAAAUAGGACCAUAUUAUACCUCCCUGUGGCAGUGGAGACAGAGCUGCCGAAGAUAACAUAUUAACCAAUCAGUGUUCUUAACUUGGUCUGCGACCCUCUAGAGAAUCCAUAAACCUCCUGGAUGGUUUCCAAAAGCUCUGUGAGCGCGCGCGCGCGCGCGCCUGAAGAGAAAGGUUCCUGACUUAGAGAAAGGGGUCAGUAACCCACUGAGGUUAGGAACUACUGUUCUAGUCCAUCCUCUCAUCUGACAGGAUGAGGAAACCAAUGUAUAGGGUCGCACUGAGCCAAUCCAUGGCUGUGGCAUCCUCCUGUCUGGGUCCUCCUCCUGCUGUACCCACCCACCUUGUCCUGCCCUACUUACCUCAGAUGACACAUUGGAGUCAUAUGCCAGACCCAAACCUAAGUUUCUAUCUUGAUAGAACUUUAGGAUAAUUGAGUUAGGUGGCAACUAUUCAUUUAAUUAAUAGUAAGUAUUGUUUGCUUCAUUAAAAAAGAGUAGCAGGUGCACAUUAAAAUUUUGAAAAGUGGAGGUAGAAAAUGGCAACAAAGUCUCAACCUUCUCCAACACAACCACUACUGGUAUUUUAGUAUUUCCUUCUUUAGAUGGGGUAUGUGAUUGUGUGGGUUUCCCUUUGGUCUACUCAUGCUGUGCUAUGCUUUCUUUGCUUUCAUGAUAUGUUUUCUUUAUUUUUAUUAUUUCAGUUUUAUAUUCUGCUUUUUUCAUUUAACAUCUUAUAAGUAUUUUUCCACAUGAUAACAGUAGUGUGUUUAUUUACACUCCUUGCCUGUUCAAAAUGCAUUUCAGGCACAAUAUUAGCCUUUGUUUAAGUCUAGUAGGUACUUAAGAGAGAUUCCCAGAGAAAAUGCUGUGUAACUGGAGGCACAGUUACUGUGUAACUGUGUCUCUGUGUGUUUCAGUGCCCCAGGUUUAAGGCUUGGUGUCAUGGAAGAGGUUUUAAUAGGUUUUAAGUUAAUGUCCUUAGAGUUUGAAAAGUAUGUGACGGGGUAGCUUCCACUACUAGAGCUGUGAGUGCCUUCUUUGCAUUUGGAUGUCUUCAUUUCCUUUUCUGAGAAGAACAGUUUAUUUCUAUCUCAUGAGAGAACAUUGAAAACAUUUUUAAAAGACAUCCAAAAAUUCUUGUAGUUAUGCAUAUACUUUAUAAUUAUGUGAUACUUGAUAGCAUAUAUAAACCUCUGGCAUAGGGGGAAAAGGAUUUUUUUUUCUUUUUAAAGAAAUAGGUUAUUGACCAUGUAUCAUAAGGUUGAAGGAUACUUGCCUUAAAUGUCUGGAGGUCAAGUUCAUGUUGAUGGAUUGGUAUGGAAUUAAAUAUUUGUGGUAUUAUCUUAAAUCCUAUCCUGGUCCCUGGCACUGGCUUCUGAUCUCCUGAUAACUAAAGUGGGAACAGAAGCUGCACUUGUUUUCCAAGGAGGACUAAAGCUGCUUUUGUUCUUUGGAAUCUGCUGUGCUUCCAACAGUUUGGUUCCCUUAUCCGCAUCCUCUCCUGACUACUUACUCACUUACCAAAGCACUGCCGCACAUCCUAGCAGGGUUGGCGUCUCCGCGGUAGUUUCAGCUAAUCUUAGGGGUUCAUAUUGAGUACUUAAAACUUUAGUAUAUAUUAUGUAAGACAUGAAACCUCUCCUCUAGAUAGAAAUCAAUGCAUACCAUGUGAGCACACCAACUUCCAAGCCCUGACAGGUAAUAAAACUGCAAGGUGUGGAAAACCGAGGCCUCUUAAAAGAAGGGAGUAGCCCCUCCAUCUUACUUAAACCACAGCAUUUUCCUCUGCAGCCACACGGGGGCACUUGCGGCCCUUUUAUCAAGCGCCUUAACUGCACUGUGGGAAUGGAUAAAAUUGUGUCCUUGGUAUUUUCUUGAAAUAUCCGGUUGCUACCCAGAUAAAUAUUUUUAUGUAAAUAAGUACAUUUUCACAUAAAUAAAAUCUGAAAAAUAAAAGUAUAAAGAAUUAAAAAUCUAUCCCAUGGUCUUUUUAUCUGGGCAUAAUCUUUCAACCUAUUUAUGUUUCUUUAUGGUCCCAGUUGACUAUUUUUUUCUUUUCUUUCCAUCUGUCCUGCUACUCUAGAAUAUAUCCAGGUUGGGUCAGUCCUUUGGGUCAACUUUUUAUUGGUAUCUAGUUAAAUGGGGUACUAGAUGGGGAUGUUUAGUAAUCUUAAACAGUAACUUUUCAAAAGCCUUGGAUGUCUUCAUUAUAUUACUCUAUGUUCCAGGAAGAGUAAUAUAGAGAGCUCUAAGAAAGAAACUGUUUUCAAUGUUCUGUUGUCUUUUAAUUCUUGUUUUGGUUUAUCUGGCUGGCUGACUAGCAUGCAUGUAAUAUGUUGUUUACAUCAAAAAUUGGCACAGUUGGUUCUGUCUUGUGUGUAUUAUAUACACAGUUAGCUGGGCCUUCUGUCCCACAAGGGGUGUUUCUGUGUAGAGCGUGUAUUUUGCUGACCUGGGGGUCUGUGUGACUCAAGGAGAAGUUUCAUCUUCCUUUAAUUUUAUGGCACAGAAUCCGAUGGUACAGGUGGCCGGCCACCCAACAGAUUUGCACAUUAGGAGGAGGAAGGUCCAGUUUGGAAAGCUAAGGAGCCCUCUGGGAGUAGGAAAGCCUCAAAGGUACAGCAGCUCUACAGCCAUCACGAGGCACCCCUGGGAAAAGGACCGACCAUAUUUUUUAGGGAAGUUGGUGCUUGGGAGCUUUGGUUUGCUAAAUGAGCAGUAGUAACCCCAGUAAAACUUGAAAGAGGCCUACUAGUGGAAUGAAUUGGCUGCGGUCCUGGAGCAGGGCAUUGAUGGUCUCAAACGUUUCUAAUGCUCCCAAGUACAAACCUCUUGGUGCUUGUGCCAACACAGUAUUAGAAAGCCCUACAUGGGGCUCCCCUACUAGCAGCAGGGCCUCUCACACAUGUCAGAGUUCCGACUCUGCUCUGUAAAGACACUCAAGUCCUCUGCUGUGACUCACCCAAAUGACUAAAACAGCAGUUUAUAUUUUAAUUGCUGGUUGGAACAGCUAAUGCUGCCUUUGGAGGCUGUGCUUUUACUCCGGGGGGGGGGGCUGUGUUGUGACUGAGGGAAGGCCUUGUACUGCCGAAUGCCCUUUGAGGUGUAGUCUGUCUGCCUGUGUCAGCUCAAGCAGAAACAUCAGGGACUCUGGGCUCUCCUCAGGAAAGUGGAGGAUCACUAUUAUGAGCCAGGGAACUGAGAUAAGAAGGAAUGGACCAGAAAGUGCCGGUGAACUUGGCAGAAUGGGCUUGUGUAUGAUGUUCUUAAGAGGACAAAGGAUGUUUAAAUCCCAGAUGCUUUUCCAGCCACCCUAGAGGAAUGAGAAACAGAAGAGAGCACAGACUUCACAGUCCAUCAGCCCUGGGUUUACCUUCCAGUUCCACUUACUGGGUCAGCCAAUUUCGCUAAGCCUUUCCCUCAGAAAAGAUGAGGAAUUCUUGCUUCACUGAGUUGCAGCAGCAGUUAAGCGAGAGAAGUACUAAAACAGCUGGAAGAGUACAUACACAAAGAGUAUGCUUCUCAACUUGUUCAUCUCUUCUUAUUCUUUGAGUUAGUGACUUCAGUUAGAAAACCUUCUACCAAUAAACUCCAGUGAAAAGGCCGAGACCUCGAGUUUAUAAUAGCAGGUGCAAACUGCCACUUUUUGACCAAGAGCUAAACCCAAGCUUCCAUGGACUGGAGAGACGAACAGGGAACCAGUAUUGAUUGGCUGUCUUCUAUAUAAAUUGUCUCAUUUAUUAACCCUGCAAAGUGGUGUGGUGUCCCUGUGUGAUAGAUUAAGGAAAUGGAAGCUCAGAGAACUUUAGUGACUUGCCCUAAGGUUAUUCACAAAAGUAAGUCACAGAAACGGGAUUUGAACUCAGGCCCAGAGACCCAAGACAGGGAGGGAUCUUGUACCAAUCUUCAAGUUUUGGAACAAGUGCUACAGUUAGGAUGGAAAUAGACUUCCAGGCUUGUUUGAUCUAACUCUGGAAAAGGAGACUUAAGUUAUGUGACACAAGGAAGAGAGAAAAGACAUUUCUUACCCAGCUUCGCAAUUUAGCACUUUAAGGUAAUAUUAUGUUCCAGCCUAUGAUCGAUGAGCAAGAUUUAAUAGGUGAGAUUGCUUAUAAUUACUUCUUAAUUUAUGCUACCAAAUCAUCAUAGAAUUUUGUAUUUGGUAGGGUGAAUGAACUCAAAAUCUGGAGAAAAGAAAAGGCUGCCUGCCAUCUGGUAGACCCAUUCAGGGAGUGUGGCCCGAGAGUCUAGAAACCAGAGCCAGGAAAUUCCCAGCUGGGGGACUUGGCUGGCUCUAGCAGCUCGUCAGCCCCUAGGGAAAUGAAUUGCUGCUGCUGCUGCCCAGAAGGCAAGCCAGAGAUCAGUGCUAGGCCCGGGACAGUGGGCCUUGGCAGGGCCUGUUCCCACAGGUUGGCUAGGGAAGGGACAUUCCCAGUCUGGUCCGAUAGGAUCCUCAGUUCAGAUGUGUUUGUCCCAGGAUUCCUGCCUUCAGGGCCCAAGGUGGGUAUUAUGGACCAAACUUGUAUUUUAGUGACCUCUAGAUGAGCACUAAUAAGGACUUUUUUAUUCACAAGGGGAAGUGCAGGACUUCCUCCUCUCCUACCCCAGGGGCCAGGCAAGAAGGGAUGGGGCUCCUACUGGGACUAAAAGGAAGUAGCUUUGAGUCAAUUCCUGCUGGUUAUCGCCCUGCAAACAUAGGUGCCCAGUGUUGUUGGGUCUUUUGGUUUUGUUUUUGUUUUUGUUUUUUUUGUUUUUUGAGGGAAGCCAGAAAUCCAGAUUUAUGAGAAAAUCACGUAAUUAUUAAUCCUGACAACUAAUUCAGUAUUUUAUAAACACCUGGUAGGCCAUAACUUUGUGAUCUCUUCUGCUGGGUGGUAGAACUUACUAUUUGCUUCCUCCACUUUCCUAACUCUUGUUUACUUCAGCCACUGAAGUGUAGUUGCUGCCCACACUCGUUUUUUAGACUUCUUCUCAUCUCUUAAAGGGAGAAUCCCAAAGAUUCUGUCCAUGGGGCGUAUUUGCCCUUUUCUUCCACUUAUGGCUGCCCUCAUCCACUCCCAUGACUUCAAACUACUGCUCACCUCUACACUCAUCAUGCCCAAAUCUAGACCUUCCUGAACUUCCCUCAUGCGGGUACCUAACCACCUAUUGGACAUCUCUCCCGGGACCACGGCUGUGUCAGACUCGGCUUACUGUCUACACCUGCUUCUCUCUUAUAUUUUUUUAUCACCAUCCAGCUGUCCAGAUUAGAAAUCUAUGCUCCUUCAUCUCCUUCACCACCAGGGACUAAAAUCUUCCACCUUAGAAACAUCUCCCAGAUCCAGCGCCGCCUCUCCAUGCUUACUUAGUGCUGUUCUUCAUCUCUCACCUGGCUUGGAAGGGUAGCUGGAACCAUUUCUGGGGAACUGCAGAGCUAAGCAUCACAAAGAGCAGAUUUAGAUAGAUUUUUCGGGGAAGCAUGAAAUCUGACUUCGGGGGUGAAAUGGGAGAGCUUUCAAAAGAAAGACUAGGAUGGGAAGUAGACCUACAGCAACAGGUCAAGUUAGUUGAGAUUGAGAAAUACGAGGCCCUUCCUGAUAAAGCACGGGAGAACUGUUUUUCCCCUUUAAUAUAAUUUCAUUUUACAAAAGUAAUGCAUUUUCAUGAUAAGAAAUUUUGAAAAUAAUGAAUAAAAAUUUACAAUCCCACUACUCAAAUGGAGUUAUUUUACAUUUUAUCUCUCAUUUUUAUAUGCUUAUAUAUUUUUAAACAGCAAAUGGGGAUUGUACUGUAUAUUAGGUUUUAUAACCUUCUCUCCACUUAGCAACAUAUUAUAAUAACCUUUGUCUGAUUAUCACAUAAAUUUUGUGUUGGAAAACUUGUGAAAAUAAAAAUGACUGGCAAUCACACUGCCCAAAGCCAACCACUGUUAAUAUUUUCGUUUAUUAACAACCCUGUUUUCUUCACGUGCCGUAUUGUGAGUGUCACUUCACUAAACUUGUUGGAAAUUUAGGUCCCCUGGUUUUCACUAUUGUAAAUAAUGCUUUAGUGACUAUCUUUAUAAAAAUAUUUAUGUUUUCUUAUUGCAUUAGCAUAAAUUUAUAUAAGAAUCACUGAAGCAAAGGAUAGGAUUCUUUUAAAGGUUCUAUAAAGAACCUUUUUUUUUUUUUAGCUGAGCUAUCCUGCCACCCGUUGGCAGCUUAGCUCGGGCCGGGAAUUGAACCAGCGACCCUGUUGCUCAGAGCUCGCACUCUUGAGCAAGCUCUUAACUGAGCCACUCAGCCGGCCCUAUAAAGAACCUUUUAUGCAGUUUGCUCACUAAAAAGGUUGUGCCUCGCUUACAUUUCCACAGGCGCCUGUUUUCACCACACCUGUGAGAGCACUAGAAGACUAAUUUUUAGAAACCCUUUAUUAACUGAUAGGCAAGAAUAUUUUCAUUGUUUUAAUUUUAUUAUGGUAGUGGCAAAGUCAAACAUUUUCUUAUAACUUCCACAUAUUUGUGUUGUUUAUAUUAUUUUGUAUAUUGUUUUAUAAAUUGUAAACUGUGUUCUGUAUUCACUUUUCUAUCUAAGUUUUCUUUUUUUAUUGAAUUGCAAGGGCACUUCUUGCCAGUAUUUUGUUCCAUUCUGUCACUUACCUUUUCCUUUUAUUUAUGGUGAUUUUGUUUUGUUUUCACAGUUAAGGAGCUUUUAGAGGGUUUAUAUAAUCAAAUCUAUCAUGCUGUUCCUUUAUAUUUUCUUUGCUUGCCUUUAUGGGAAGAAACCUCCUCCACCAUCCUUGGAACAGAAAAAUGUUUGCCUAUAUUUUAUUAUGGCUCUUUUUAGCAUUAUGUUUUACAUUUAACACUUGAAUUUAUGUUGGUAUAUAUGGUGUGAGGUUUAAGGACCUAACUGUAUUUAAUGAAUGGUUCAGCGUUAGCAGAGUAACUCAUCACAGAGAUGACUGGUAAGCUCUAGCACUGCCAUCUGAGGUAUCUGUAAUGGGAACAGGGAUUUGAGCUGCCUGGCGGCUGGAGGGUAGGCGUAUGUUCUAUCCCAGACCCCAUCCUGGAAGUGGGAAGAGAGACACAGGCUGGUAUGUGGCCCUGGAGUGUCCCCAGCACUGCUCAGUAUAGACUCUCCCAGUUGUCCCUGGGGCCUUGGUAAGAAAUCUGAUUGCGGGCAUGGAGCUGAGCCAUGGAUCUUGGCAGUCUAGCCAGUGACAGGCCACUGCUCCGGGCUUUACAUAGUCUUCUGUUAUAGCGAAGGUAGCUGAUCUCUUAGGUUUUAAAGCUGACCCUGCAGCUUUGCUUUUAGGUAUGAGCUUGGAUUGCUGGGACAGUAGACCUUAGUCCUUUCUGUAGGGCACUGAUUUCAGUCCAGCUUCUGUGCCCUGGGAGGGGCCUUCCCAAUCAUCAACCUUCCCCCACCCUCACUGAUCCAGCUGGCUCUUGACUCACAUUACAAGACUUCACCUCUCUACUAACUGCCCAGUCUCACUCCCAUGACCUGAAUUAAUUUACUCUAAAGCCACCUCUUUUUGUUUUUCAGAGGAGUAACUGAAGUCUUCAUCCUUUCCCUUGUGCCUUUCCACUUUGAUCGGCUUCGUCCUUCCUACUGUGUUUCCCUGAAAAUAAGACCGGGUCUUAUAUUAAUUUUUGCUCCAACAAUCUAUAUUCAUGUACAA